GAUGCACAAGCCCAAUUGCGAAUAAACUGAUCUACCAGCAGAUUUGUGGUUAUCCAAGUGUCUGGAAGAAUUUACCGGGAAAAUGGCACUCAGACUUCAUGCAAAAUCCCUGCUAGUUCUCAGGGAACAAUGCACAAAGACAUUUGCAACAACAUCAGCCGCUAAAACAAGCUGGUGGCCCCAUGUGGAAAUGGGCCCACCUGACGCGAUCCUCGGGGUCACCGAGGCAUUCAAGCGUGACACCAACCCUAACAAGAUGAAUCUGGGAGUUGGAGCAUACAGGGAUGAUGAGGGCAAACCAUUUGUUCUCUCAUCAGUAAGAAAGGCUGAGUCAAUAAUAGCAGCCAGCAAUGUUGACCAUGAGUACCUCGGUAUUACUGGCCUUCCUGACCUGACCAAAGCUUCGGCCAAGCUUGCCUUUGGGGAUGACAGCGAAGUUGUUAGCAGCGGAAGGAAUGUAACAGUCCAAGGUAUAUCUGGGACAGGUUCUCUUUGCAUCGGGGCAAACUAUCUCUCCAAGUUCUUCCCUGGCAACAAAACCGUGUAUCUCCCCAAACCCUCCUGGGGCAACCAUACUCCAAUUUUUAAGCAUGCAGGUCUGGAUGUGCAAGGGUAUCGGUACUAUGACAAAGAAACGUGUGGCUUUGAUGCUGCUGGGGCUAUGGAAGAUAUUUCGAAAAUCCCAGAGAAGUCUAUUAUCAUCCUGCAUGCCUGCGCUCACAAUCCAACAGGAGUGGACCCUAAGCCAGAGCAAUGGAAAGAAAUGGGCAAACUGAUCAAGGAGAGGCAGCUGUUCCCCUUCUUUGAUAUGGCGUACCAGGGCUUCGCCAGCGGGGACCUCGCCAAAGACGCCUGGGCUCUGAGGCAUUUCCUCGACGAGGGUCACACGGUUGCCCUCGCCCAGUCCUACGCCAAGAACAUGGGACUGUACGGCCAGAGAGUGGGCGCAUUCAGCCUGGUUUGCGCAGACGCUGAGGAGGCCAAGCGCUGCGAGUCUCAGUUGAAAAUCAUCAUCAGGCCCAUGUACUCCAACCCGCCGGCCUAUGGGGCUAGAAUUGCAAGCACUAUUCUCAAUACACCAGAACUUAAUGCAGAAUGGAAGAAGGAGUUAGAGUUGAUGUCUGGUCGUAUCAUCACAAUGCGAGACCAUCUGGUAGCUAACCUGACUAAGGAAGGGUCUACCCGGGACUGGUCACACAUCACUGAUCAGAUCGGCAUGUUCUGCUUCACUGGACUCAAACCGGACCAGGUGGAGAAGAUCACCAAGGAUUUCUCGGUCUACCUGACGAAAGACGGUCGAAUCUCCGUCGCCGGUAUCUCAUCUAAGAACAACGCCUACUUGGCCCAUGCCAUGCACGAAGUCACCAAGUGAAGGAAUGAAGAGGAACAAUUCUUGUAGACCCCUUUCAAAUGAGUUGUAUACUAAAGCUACCCUACAUGUAGGUGUUGUUUAAGUCAUCGUAAAUCCCCAUCUUGAAUCAAGAUGCAGCCACGUUCAUCCAAUCAGAUCAAUGUAACCAAACUGAGGCUUGGAGGAAAAUAGUCUGGUACCGGUUUGGUUCAAUUGUAAUCUUCAUUUAUGGUAAUUGUUGAAGACUCAUCAAUAUAUUUAUCUCAUACAGUUGUGUGUAAACCAUUGAUAGAUCCUCAGUAAUGAGGUCAAGUGGGGGUCGCAGCUGCUGGUAGCCCUUUAGAGUGUACCAAAGUCUUUAGUGUCAUCAGCCUUUGGAAACAUAUUUUGUCCACUUAAAGCCUUAAACGUUAAUGCUUUCAUUUGCAAGGGGUCUGUUACCGCAUCUCAAUUUUUUCCUAUUUCUGAUAAAAAAAAUUAUUUCCUUCUUCCAUGUUGUCAACUUGAGUUUCUUCUAAACUCUGAGAAAAUUUUGAAUUUGUAAAUUUUAUAGGAAAAUGUUGGGAUGUGGCCAUUUUGGGGAAAACCACGGUUUAGGCUUGGGUGCUUGUUUAGGGAUCCUGUUCGAAGUCCUGUACUGAAAGUGCAUGCUUUUUUUCGAAACUACCGACAGAGCCCAAGGCUGAGCCUAAGCCAAAGCCGUGAUUUCGAAAAGGGCCUACAAUACAUUUUAAAGAUUAAUAUACUGGUCUUGUUUCCUGUUCCAUAGAUAUAUGAAAAUAGGUGUACUAAAAUGAUGAAAACAAUUUGUAGUACAAUUAAAGAAUGGUUAUUUUCAAUAUUUCAAUAUUUUAAAAAUACUAUAAAGUUGGUUACGGCUUGAUAACAACCAGCUGUACUUGGCAGCUGGGCCCAACAUCAUAGCUCUGCUUACUGCCGAAUUAUGCGCUUACGAUCAAAAUUCUCCACUUUUUGUGCAAGCACCGAAUUUCUUCGCUAGCUGUGUAAGCGAAGAAUGCCUAGUAGUGUGGAGUAUGCAAGGGCUCAUACAAAAAGUCCCUGCUAACCCCUGAAUGACUUAAGGGCUAAAUUCCCUGUUUGUGUAACCAUAAUUGGGCCCAAGUCACUAGACAAAUUCAGUAACUAUCUCUCUUCACACCUAAUGUACUCGGAUUUGUGUAUCCUUAAUCGUGCCUAGCAUGCCCAAGUUAGCAUUGUUGAGGUAUGUUGGACCCUAGGAGUGCGCUUUUUGGUUUGGGUGUCUACAGCUAGACAAAAAAUUACCCAAACUAAAUAGUGUCAACGGUAUUCUGUCCACUAUACCUCAAAAUGGCUUAUUACUAAGCCACCUCAAAAUGGCUAAUUACCAACAAUCCAUUUUUAGGUAUGUUGGACACAAUACUUAGCAUGCAUGCUUCAAAGAUUUUAACAUAGUAGUUUUGAGUGUGUAGUUUUGGAUGACAAUUCAAUUUCUUUAAACUUCACUUUUACGGUGUGCAUUCUUACAAUAAAUACACAGCCAUUGGAUGGUCUACCUUAAGUUAGAUAGAGAUUUCUUUGCUGUUUGAGGCACAUCCAGUGAGUGUAAACUUAUUUCAGCAGUGAUGGUUUUUUAAAGAUUAAACUCUGAACUCACUAGGGGUUAUUUGCUCCUGAAGUUGUAGACUUGAUUUCAAGUCUUAGAUCGUGGUUAUUCCUCUGCAUCAGCCACAAAAAAUACAUCAGCCACAAAAAAUGCCCCAACUCACAAUUUCAUAGGAUAGUGACAUGGGUGAAUCUACAAGAGGGGGGCGCUAUUUCAGGCAAUAAUGUAUUGGCUAUCGGGGAGACUAAAAGCCACGAUCGCAGACUUGAAACCAAGUCUACUGAAGUUGGACUGGGCAGCAAUUUUGUUUUCGUACCACACGCUGGUCAUCGAAUACAUGCAUAAGGUAUGGCCACUUUCCCGGAUCCCUUCACUGUUGACCUCGUGACCAGCAUGUGGUAAAAAAAAA
Messenger RNA from Asterias rubens (European starfish), 3345 nucleotides. RefSeq names its product aspartate aminotransferase, mitochondrial-like. Lineage: Eukaryota; Metazoa; Echinodermata; Asteroidea; Forcipulatida; Asteriidae. The record is from RefSeq and is a predicted model, not a curated record. Gene Ontology annotation, biological process: L-aspartate catabolic process; biosynthetic process. The coding region runs from base 83 to 1372 and encodes 429 amino acids. Gene Ontology annotation, molecular function: pyridoxal phosphate binding; L-aspartate:2-oxoglutarate transaminase activity. Gene Ontology annotation, cellular component: mitochondrion. The transcript is spliced from 10 exons.